Molecule: messenger RNA, 1592 nt
Organism: Asterias rubens (European starfish)
Lineage: Eukaryota; Metazoa; Echinodermata; Asteroidea; Forcipulatida; Asteriidae
Product: 14-3-3 protein 2-like
Exons: 7
Coding region: 126-905 (259 amino acids)
Biological process (GO): signal transduction
Cellular component (GO): cytoplasm
Source: RefSeq, a predicted model, not a curated record
UCACCGGAACUAGGUUCAUCGUUUGGCGGGUCACCGGGUGUGGUUUAUCGAUUCACUAGCUCAGUUACCUUCGAUUUUGGCGAUAAUUGUUUGCAUAAAAUUCAAUUUAAUCCCACUUAAUCAACAUGGAAGAAUCCGACAGAGAAGAUCUGAUAUACACCGCUAGAUUGGCCGAACAAGCCGAGAGAUAUGAGGAUAUGGUGGAGGCCAUCAGUCAGCUGGUGAAGCGCGGUCAUCAGCUCACACCGGAGGAGCGUAACCUGCUCUCCGUCGCUUACAAGAACGUCAUCGGCGCACGACGGUCUGCAUGGCGGACGAUCAACACGGAACAGGAUAAAGAGAUGGCCAAGCCGGAGGGCAAAGGGGAUCCCUUCAAAAUCGCACUAGCCAAGGAAUACCGUAUUGAGAUAGAGAAGGAAUUAUCGGACACCUGCUACAAGAUCCUAAAGGUGUUAGACGAGCAUCUAAUCACAAACACAAAAGAAGAUGAUUUUGAGUCAAAGGUCUUCUACCGUAAAAUGAAAGGGGAUUACUUCCGCUACCUGUCCGAGUUCAGUGAUGGAGACAAAAGAAAAGAGCAGUCUGAGAGCAGCCUUGCCGCUUACAAAGAUGCCGCAGCAGACGCUGAUAAUCUGAUUGCCACACAUCCCAUCCGACUUGGUCUGGCGCUCAACUUCUCCGUAUUCCACUACGAGAUCAUGAAUAACCCGGAAGCAGCAUGCAAGCUGGCCAAAGACACCUUCGACGAUGCAUUGAAGGAACUGGACAAGGUCCCUGAAGAUAACUACAAGGAUUCCACGCUGAUUCUGCAGUUGCUAAGAGACAAUCUGACCCUCUGGACGUCAGAGGGGGAGUCCGAUGAAACCAAAUUAGAAGACGUUGAAGACCAACAACAAGAAUCUUAAACUAGCAUUAUUAUACAGGUCAAUGGGGAGACGGAUCAAAUAGGAAGAGACUUCUAGGCUGUGGACCAUCAACCCGGACAUUCCUUCAAUUUUUUUAGAAAGGAAACUCCUCGCCCUUGGAUGAACGCUUCCAUAAAACGAAGCAAACCCUGUCAGUCUCCUCUACUUGGAUCUGCCUAAAAUAUUUAAGGUUUUUUUGUUUUUGUAUACUAUAAUCCAUAAUUACUGUUUCUACGUCAAAUAAACAAAAAGGGAGUGGGAUUCAGUUAAUGUGUCGCUACAUUUUCAUAAUUAAUACUCCACUCUAAGGGUGUUCUUACAAAAUAUUUGUCUCAGGAAGAGCUUUGCUUUGUUCAGCUGGUUCUUAGAGCUCUGCUUGUUUCAGCUUGUUCUUUUCUGCACAGUUGUGAAUCAUGAAUGGCUUUAAAGCUUGAUUUUGUGGAAAUACUUAAAAGAAGGAAGUGAAUUUCGUUAACGCGAUACCUCCCAAAUCCUUCAGUAUCCUAUUUUGCGAAAUGAAGGGUUGAGAAAAACUGAGGGCUGUAGUCCUUAUGACGAUUGCUUAUCGCUCUGUCAGGCAUUUCAAUCGUAUCCAACUCUAGACAUGAGCCGAAUUUCAUAAAGCUGUUAAGCAGAUAAUACUGCUUGACAAAUUUCUUUGCGAAGCAAAUCUUUAGUGGGGCACCA